AUUCCACACAGACCAUCUCAGUCCCCACUUUCCCUUCCAGCAAACUCACACAACCCACCACCGAAUCUCCCAACCCCACUCGAAGCAGCCGCAGCCAUGGCCCCCAAGGCAGACAAGAAGCCGGCCGCCGAGAACAAGGUCGAGAAGGCGGCGGAGAAGACCCCCGCGGGCAAGAAGCCCAAGGCCGAGAAGCGGCUGCCGGCGGGGAAGACGGCGUCCAAGGAGGCCGGCGGCGAGGCGAAGACCAGGGGCCGGAAGAAGGGCAGCAAGGCCAAGAAGAGCGUGGAGACUUACAAGAUCUACAUCUUCAAGGUGCUCAAGCAGGUUCAUCCCGACAUCGGCAUCUCCUCCAAGGCCAUGUCCAUCAUGAACUCCUUCAUCAACGACAUCUUCGAGAAGCUCGCCGGGGAGUCGGCCAAGCUCGCCCGCUACAACAAGAAGCCCACCAUCACCUCCAGGGAGAUCCAGACCUCCGUCCGCCUCGUCCUCCCCGGCGAGCUCGCCAAGCACGCCGUCUCCGAGGGCACCAAGGCAGUCACCAAGUUCACCUCCUCCUAGACUGCCGAUGCGUCCGUCGCCUGAAGUAGCAGAUGCGGUUGUCUGCCGUUGUCUCCUCUUAGUGGUUGCUGACCUGGUUAUCUAUCUGCCACUGCCAGUAGAAGUAGUAGUAGUUGUUGUCUGAAUGCUGUAUGGUUGCCAACACUUUGUUGGCUCGUUCGUUGUAUGAGCUGAAGCUGCCGAUCUAUCUUAAUGUUUAUGUUGCAAGCAGUACUAUUACUGAAUUUCAUGGGAAUUGCUGAA
Molecule: messenger RNA, 801 nt
Organism: Hordeum vulgare subsp. vulgare (domesticated barley)
Lineage: Eukaryota; Viridiplantae; Streptophyta; Magnoliopsida; Poales; Poaceae
Product: histone H2B.2
Exons: 1
Coding region: 97-558 (153 amino acids)
Biological process (GO): nucleosome assembly
Cellular component (GO): nucleosome
Molecular function (GO): protein heterodimerization activity; structural constituent of chromatin; DNA binding
Source: RefSeq, a predicted model, not a curated record